GCUAGACAUUUGAUUUUCUUGAUUCAUAAUCCGGUCUCGAGUUGGGUUUUAUAAUUUGAAGAAAAAAAAAGUUGCAAAUUUCCAAAAAUCGUAAUAAAUCGAAACCAGCACUUUCCCAGCUUCCGCUCCACAGAUACGAGAAAUCCUUCGAAAUCAUCACCUCCUGCAUAACAAAUAAUUCCCGAUGACCCCCAUUGCCAAUUCUCGGACGCGGGCACUCUUUGGAAGACAAUUUUUCUUCAACGUCAACUCUCAAGACCAAGCACAACUCCUCUUAUCUCUCAGGCACUACUCAUCUUCCAAUGGAGAACAACUGGACGCUGAUAAUGUUAAGGAGCCAAGAAAAUCCUCAAACAAAUCCAAGACAGCUAAAUCAAUGGCAAGACUCAUUAACUCAAAACCCUGGUCAACUGAACUUGAAUCUUCUCUUUUUUCUCUUUCUCCUUCAAUUUCUAAAACCACUUUCUUUCAAGUUCUUCGCUUUAUUGCUUCCCCACCAAAAGCUUUUGAAUUUUUCAACUGGGCUUCAAGAAACGGGUUCGCUCAUGAUAGCCGAUCGUAUUUUAUGAUGCUAGACAUCUUGGGUCGUAAUGGAAAUCUCAAUAUUGCUCGUAAUUUUUUGUUUUCUAUUGAGAGAAGGUCCAAUGGGAGUGUUAAGAUUGAAGAUAGGUUUUGUAACACUUUGUUGAGGAGUUAUGGUAAUGCUGGGUUGUUUAAUGAAGCUAUAAAGCUGUUUAGUUUAAUGAAGUCAAGUGGGGUGUCACCAUCUGUCAUUACAUUUAAUAGUCUUUUGUUAAUCUUGCUUAAAAGAGGAAGGACUAACAUGGCACAUAGUGUGUUUGAUGAAAUGUGUGGGACUUAUGGGGUUACGCCGGAUACAUAUACUUUUAAUAUCUUGAUUAGAGGCUUUUGUAAGAAUUCGAUGGUUGAUGAAGGGUUUAGGUUUUUCAAGGAAAUGUCAAGGUUUAAUUGUGAGCCUGAUGUGGUUACUUACAAUACACUUGUUGAUGGGUUGUGUAGGGCGGGGAAGGUCAGGAUUGCACAUAAUGUGGUUAAAGGGAUGGUUAAGAAAAUGAAGGAUUUGAGUCCUGAUGUUGUUACUUAUACUACUUUGGUUAGAGGGUAUUGUAUGAAACAAGAGAUUGAUGAGGCUCUGGUUGUUUUUGAAGAGAUGGUUAGUAGAGGGUUAAAACCGAAUGAUAUUACCUACAACACCCUUAUAAAGGGUCUUUGCGAAGUGCAGAAGUUUGAUAAGAUCAAAGAGAUUUUGGGGGGAGCUGGAGGGGGUAGAGGUUUUGUUCCAGAUACUUGUACAUACAACACUUUGAUGAAUGCACAGUGUGAUGCAGGGAAUUUCGAUGAGGCUUUGAAGAUGUUUAAGAAGAUGAAGGAGUUGAAAGUCCAACCAGAUUCAGCUACAUAUAGUGUUUUAAUCAGGAAUUUGUGUCAAAGGGGGGAUUUUGAGAGAGCAGAGCAAUUGUUCGACAAGCUAUCUGAUGAGGAUAUUUUGUUACGUGAUGAUGGCUGUACUCCUCUUGUUGCGGCUUACAAUCCAAUUUUUGAUUUUUUAUGUAAAAAUGGAAAGACUCACAAGGCUGAGAGAGUGUUCAGGCAGCUAAUGAAAAAGGGAACACAAGAUCCUCCUUCAUACAAGACCUUGAUCAUUGGGCACUGUAAGGAAGGUACUUUUGAGGCUGGGUAUAAGCUCCUGCUCUUUAUGUUGAGAAGAGAUUAUGUGCCUGAUUUUGAAACCUAUGUGCUGCUGAUUAACGGUUUCUUGCAGAAAGGUGAACCGAUUCUGGCCUACAAGACUCUGGAGAGGAUGCUAAAAAGUUCCUAUCUACCUAAAACUUCUGUUUUCCAUUCUAUACUUUCAGAACUUCUGAAAAAUGAUUUUGCCCGUGAAUCAGCUAGCUUUGUUGUACUGAUGAUAGACAGAAAAAUUAGACAAAAUAUCAAUCUCUCAACACAUACCAUGAGGUUGCUCUUUGGUAGUGGACUGCGAAUUAAAGCAUUCCAGAUUGUUGAAUUACUUUAUGAUAAUGGAUAUAUGGUUGACAUGGAAGAAUUGAUUGGUUUCAUUUGCCAGAAGGGGAAGUUACUAGACGCACAAAAGAUGUUGUCAUUUUGUUUGGAGAAGGGUCACAAUGUGGAUAUUAACGUGUGCAAUGUAGUUAUUGAAGGUCUGUGUAAAAUGAAAAGACCUUUAGAAGCAUUUGGGUUGUACUACAUGCUAGUGGAGAAAAGUAAUCAUCAGCAGUUGAGCUGCCUAGAAGGUUUGAGAACUGCCUUGGAGGCUGGGGGAAGAUCAGAGGAAGCAAAAUUUGUAUCUAAGAGGAUGCCCGAUGAGAGGCAGCUGGCAGAUAUCAGGGCUGUCUUGAUGGAGCGUGGACAUGAUUCUUCUGAGUUCCUGGCUUUGGCUUAUGUAAAAUUUUUUGUUAGCACACAAGCUUUGCCACCAUAUUUUUCUCGAAUUCUAUAUGGAGAAAGAAGAUUUUUCAUGCUUCUCAUCCUUGACACCAACCUUUCUCCAAUAUCAAGUUUAGCUCUCGUUUAUAUUUCCCUGCUUUGUGAUGCUUCAUCCAUUAAAUUAUCUUUGUACCAAACUAUCUUCUUCCUAAACCUGUUGAAGAUGCCUGAAACGAUUGGCAACGGGGCUUCAAAGCACCAUGCCACACUCACUAGGCGCGCACCCACUCCAGGCAAGGCAACAAUACUUGCAACAGGCAAGGCCUUCCCCAGCACACUUGUUCCUCAGGAAUGCUUGGUGGAGGGUUACAUGCGUGACACCAAAUGCGAUGAUGCUUCCAUUAAGGAGAAACUGGAGCGACUUUGUAAAACCACUACUGUGAAGACACGAUACACAGUCAUGUCCAAGGAGAUACUAGAAAAAUACCCGGAACUUGCAACAGAGGGCUCUCCGACGAUCAAGCAAAGACUCGAAAUAGCAAACCCGGCAGUUGUUGAGAUGGCACUGAAAGCAAGCAUUGCUUGCAUCAAUGAAUGGGGUGGGUCGGUAAAAGAUAUCACCCACGUUGUCUAUGUUUCUUCCAGUGAGAUACGCUUACCGGGUGGUGAUCUCUACCUUGCCAGUCAGCUUGGACUAAGGAAUGACGUUGGCCGAGUAAUGCUUUACUUCCUGGGCUGUUAUGGAGGCGUCACUGGACUUAGAGUUGCCAAGGACAUAGCUGAAAACAACCCAGGAAGCCGUAUCUUAUUAACUACUUCUGAGACAACGAUUCUUGGUUUUCGCCCUCCAAACAAGGCACGCCCUUACGACCUUGUGGGGGCCGCACUCUUUGGUGAUGGAGCUGCAGCUGUGAUUAUCGGAGCUGACCCUGUAAUAGGUAAAGAGUCUCCUUUCAUGGAGCUGAGCUAUGCUGUUCAACAAUUCUUGCCAGGUACACAGAAUGUGAUCGAUGGACGCCUUUCUGAAGAGGGCAUAAACUUCAAGCUUGGGAGGGAUCUUCCUCAGAAAAUUGAAGACAACAUUGAGGAGUUUUGCAGGAAGCUUAUGUCAAAGGCUGGUCUAACUGAGUUCAAUGAUUUGUUCUGGGCAGUCCAUCCUGGUGGCCCAGCAAUACUUAACAGGCUAGAGAGCAAUCUCAAAUUAAACACAGAGAAGCUGGAAUGCAGCAGGAGGGCCCUAAUCAACUACGGGAAUGUCAGCAGUAAUACCAUAGUCUAUGUUUUGGAAUAUAUGAAGGAAGAGUUGAAGAGAGAAGGAGGGGAAGAAUGGGGACUUGCCUUAGCUUUUGGACCAGGCAUUACUUUUGAAGGCAUCCUUCUUCGUAGCCUAUAAUUAAAUCCUGCAGCUACAUAUAUGCAUUUGGUUUUUAUUUUUCAUAAUGAAGCUACUCAUAUUAUGCUGUUUCUGAA
Messenger RNA from Populus nigra (black poplar), 3879 nucleotides. Its product is annotated as pentatricopeptide repeat-containing protein At1g02060, chloroplastic-like. Lineage: Eukaryota; Viridiplantae; Streptophyta; Magnoliopsida; Malpighiales; Salicaceae. The record is from RefSeq and is a predicted model, not a curated record. Bases 185 to 3802 code for a protein of 1205 amino acids. Gene Ontology annotation, molecular function: acyltransferase activity, transferring groups other than amino-acyl groups; protein binding. The transcript has 6 exons. Gene Ontology annotation, biological process: polyketide biosynthetic process.